Populus euphratica (Euphrates poplar) is the source of this 2169-nucleotide messenger RNA. RefSeq names its product arogenate dehydratase/prephenate dehydratase 1, chloroplastic-like. The coding region runs from base 553 to 1743 and encodes 396 amino acids. Gene Ontology annotation, molecular function: prephenate dehydratase activity; arogenate dehydratase activity. Gene Ontology annotation, cellular component: cytoplasm; chloroplast. Gene Ontology annotation, biological process: L-phenylalanine biosynthetic process. The transcript is spliced from 11 exons. The record is from RefSeq and is a predicted model, not a curated record. NCBI's taxonomy places the organism in Eukaryota, Viridiplantae, Streptophyta, Magnoliopsida, Malpighiales, Salicaceae.
GUAAUAUACCUGUAUGAGAUAGAGUUUUUUUGUAAAUGCAUUCUGGAGACAUUGAAAGCAAGUAAACACAUUUAUUUCUCAUUCAAUGCUGUCUCUUUAGUGCCUCUUUCUCUUGUAAAGCCUUUUCUCUUUUGUAAUUCCUUGUAAUUUUUUUCUCUCUCCAGAAUCUGUGGAAACGUGUAGCCAGAAUUCUGGCUCACCUACCUCACUAACAAUCCCUUGUAAAGACCCUUUUUUUUAUUUGUUGUCAAAUUCUUUUUGUGAAAUAACAAAAAGUGAAAAAGAUCACUUCUUUUCUUGAUUUUCAUUACAGAGAGACCAUAGAAUUGUGGGUUUUGUUUGUAUGGUUUUUUUGGGUUAGUGGGGUCCAUUUAUUUGAGUCUCCUUGACAAAUGUUGUAGGAGAUUUCACCAAAACUCACCUCCAACAACCCCAUCACCAACAACCCUUCUCUUAUGUUUUCUUAAUACCUUGUUGGUGAGGUUGUUUUGUUUUGGUUUUGGUUUACAUUUGCAUAUACAUUGUGAAAGCUGCAAUCUUUUUUACUCUUUAAUGGCUUUAAGGGCUGCUUCUCCCAUCUGGAUUAGCCCUUUGAGGCCUCAUUCUAAAGUGGGCGAGUCAGAUUUGGGGUUGAGGAGAUGUGUGGAUUUGAGGUGCUAUUGGGAUCUUGAGAGACUUCCUAAAUGGGAAUGUUGUUGUUUAAGUGUUUUGGCUCAAAGAGCUAUCACUCCUGUUGAAGAUGAGAAACCGGUGGAUACCUCUGGGGCAACUGAUCAGGUUCAGGACACUCAGUCCAGAGGGUUUCACAAGGAUUUGAACCUUCUUCCUAAACCGUUGUCCGCUACAGAUCUUUCUUCUUCUCCUGGAAAUGGUGCACAAGUACGGGUUGCUUAUCAGGGGAUACCUGGUGCAUACAGUGAGGCUGCUGCGCUAAAAGCAUAUCCGAAGUGUGAAACUGUUCCAUGUGAUCAGUUUGAAGCUGCUUUCAAGGCAGUUGAACUCUGGUUAGUGGAUAAAGCAGUCCUCCCCAUCGAGAAUUCAGUGGGUGGCAGCAUCCACCGUAAUUAUGAUUUACUCCUUCGUCAUAGGCUGCAUAUAGUAGGGGAGGUGCAGAUGAUAGUUAACCAUUGCCUUUUGGGAUUGCCUGGUGUACAGAAGGAUGAAUUGAAACGUGUUUUGAGCCACCCCCAGGCACUUGCUCAAUGUGAAAUGACUUUGAACAAAUUAGGUAUCAUCAGAGUUAGUGCUGAUGAUACUGCAGGUGCUGCUCAGAUGGUUGUGGCAAAUGGGGAAAGAGACACAGGAGCAAUUGCUAGCGCUCGUGCAGCAGACAUCUAUGGUCUCAACAUUCUACUGGAAAAAAUCCAGGAUGAUGAUGAUAAUAUUACCCGCUUUUUGAUACUUGCAAGAGAACCUUUGAUUCCUGGAAGUGACAGGCCCCAUAAGACAAGCAUUGUUUUCACUCUCGAAGAAGGUCCUGGCAUGCUGUUCAAAGCUCUAGCAGUGUUUGCUUUGAGGGACAUCAACUUGACAAAGAUGGAGAGUCGCCCUCAAAGAAAGCGUCCAUUAAGGGUUGUUGAUGACUCUAACAAGGGAAGUGCCAGGUACUUCGAUUACCUUUUCUACAUUGACUUUGACGCUUCCAUGGCAGAACCUCGGGCCCAGCACGCUUUGGCACAUUUGCAGGAAUUUGCAAGAUUUCUUCGUGUUCUUGGCUGCUAUCCAACAGAUGCAACUCUUUAGGUGGUCACUGAACCUGCAGUGAAGAGAUUAUGAUUUAGCUUUUGUCACCGUACAUAUGCAUGCUUCUGAUAAAUCUGGAGGAAGAGAGAUUAACUGGGAUAUGGUGAAGAGAUAUUGAAGAGAGAUUUCUGGGAUAUGGUGAAGACUUGUUGAUGAGAUGUUUGUUUCUCUUCGGCAUGAUCUCUCUUUCCAUUUUCAAUUUUCUCUUUCAAAAUUCUUGCAAAAUUGAGGUUUCUUGGUGUAAGUUGCAACAAUUGAUGCCUAAAUGUUCUCCGAGGACAUUCCCUCGGUUACUUGAAAUAGUUAGGGCAUGAGACAUGUAAGCCGCCGCCCCCCGCUCGCCCUGUCCUCUAUUUUUGGAUCUGCAAGAUUUAAUAACAUGGUCUUCAAAGCAUUGAUAGUUUUAGCCAUGCUUUCUCUGGUGAA